AUGAAAGAGCAUAUGAUUGUCGCAUUUUGUUUCCUUAUUUUCAUGAUACCUUGGGUUAUUGGCCUUAUUAGACCUGAUCUAUUCAGCAAUCUGGAAAUAGGACCACUUCAAGCUUACGGGGAUAUGGGA
Acaulospora morrowiae is the source of this 129-nucleotide messenger RNA. The record is from the annotation of a GenBank genome assembly. Lineage: Eukaryota; Fungi; Glomeromycota; Glomeromycetes; Diversisporales; Acaulosporaceae.